This is a messenger RNA of Spirodela intermedia, 462 nucleotides long. The record is from the annotation of a GenBank genome assembly. Lineage: Eukaryota; Viridiplantae; Streptophyta; Magnoliopsida; Alismatales; Araceae.
AUGGCGCCCAAGGCGGAGAAGAAGCCGGCGGAGAAGAAGCCCGCAGCGGAGGAGAAGAAGGCAGCGGCAGCGGCAGCGGAGAAGGCUCCGGCGGAGAAGAAGCCCAAGGCGGAGAAGAAGCUCCCCUCCAAGGAUGCCUCGGCGGCUUCCGGCGACAAGAAGAAGAAGAAGAAGAUGAAGAAGGGGAGCGAGACUUACAAGAUCUACAUCUUCAAGGUGCUGAAGCAGGUCCACCCCGACAUCGGGAUCUCCAGCAAGGCCAUGGGGAUCAUGAACAGCUUCAUCAACGACAUCUUCGAGAAGCUCGCUCAGGAGGCCUCCCGUCUCGCCCGGUACAACAAGAAGCCCACCAUCACCUCCCGGGAGAUUCAGACCUCCGUUCGCCUCGUCCUCCCCGGGGAGCUCGCCAAGCACGCCGUCUCCGAGGGCACCAAGGCCGUGACCAAGUUCACCAGCUCUUGA